GAGACCAAAUUACUUGCUUUCGUUUCACCAACCCUAGUUUUUGCGGCAUUGGGAAUUAAGAAGACUGAGCAAGUCAUUUCCUACACGGUGUUAGUCAUGAGGGUUCGACUACUGACGGAAAAAAAGAGAGGUGAACCUCCCGGCGGAAGUACUGCACUGUUGAUGUCUAAGCGAGCUGAUCAAGGUCUGGACUCGAUGAGCCAAAAUAAAUAUAGACCCUUCAAGAUAUGGAAUGAUCUGCCCUUCCACAAUAACGGCCACGGAUUACGGUUAGAAGGGUCUCCCGAAUGGGCCCCGUCGAGUAGGCGUGCGAGAUCAUUGGAGUAAACAAUGAAUGGAACAAGGGUAAGAACAGAAUCGUGACCAGUUUCGGUUGUGUCAAGACUGAGCAAAACGGACGUGGAGAGAAUCAGUUGAGUGUGUGUGUGUAUGUGUGGCAGUGCGGCUAUCCCGGCUCUUUACACCGUACAUGAGGGAUCUGGUCGGGUGUGUAAGAUCUUCUGGUUGGGUAGAGUCGGGACGGGUUAGGUGUCGGGUUGCUUCUACUUCUGCUCCGAUUGCGUCCAUCAUGGUCCCCUCCGUUCCUCGGCUGCUCACUGUCCUCAGCGCACGAUGGGGGUUGCUGCUUCUGGGGUCGGUCGCACGGGACCUCUUUAGAAAUUCGGCUCCUUUCAAAGCAGUUUGAGUUCACCACGACUCCG
Cantharellus anzutake is the source of this 701-nucleotide messenger RNA. RefSeq lists its product as uncharacterized. The record is from RefSeq and is a predicted model, not a curated record. Lineage: Eukaryota; Fungi; Basidiomycota; Agaricomycetes; Cantharellales; Hydnaceae. The annotation marks the transcript as partial. The transcript is spliced from 2 exons.